UCCACACCAGAAUAUCUAUAUAUACCCUUUAUAUAUAUUCACCAGUCUCAAACAAUAUACACUCUCUCCCCCUCUUCUUGUUCUUCGUUUCCAUACGUUAAUUUCAUUUCCACUCCCUUAAUAAGAAAACACAGUUGUCGUAAUGGCCGGCGGUGGCAUACCGACCGCUCCCGGUGGUAAUAAAGCUUACCCCGGCAACCUUACUCUUUAUGUCACCUUUACUUGUGUUGUUGCUGCCAUGGGUGGUCUCAUUUUCGGUUACGAUAUUGGAAUAUCUGGGGGAGUGACAUCAAUGGAUCCAUUUCUAAAGAAGUUUUUCCCGUCGGUGUACCGGAAACAGAAAGACGAUACAUCUACAAACCAGUACUGUACGUUCGACAGUCAAACGUUGACCAUGUUUACGUCAUCUUUGUAUCUUGCUGCUUUGUUGUCAUCCUUGGUGGCAUCGAUCGUCACCCGGAAACUUGGCCGGAAACUUUCCAUGCUGUUCGGCGGUGUCUUGUUUUGCGCCGGCGCUUUGCUUAACGGUUUUGCCCAAAAAGUUUGGAUGCUUAUCGUUGGUCGGAUCCUUCUCGGGUUUGGUAUCGGGUUUGCCAAUCAGUCUGUGCCACUAUAUCUUUCGGAAAUGGCACCAUACAAGUAUCGUGGGUCACUCAACAUUGGUUUUCAGUUGUCGAUCACAAUCGGAAUCUUGGUGGCUAAUGUAUUGAACUACUUUUUUAACAAGAUAGAUGGAAAUUUGGGUUGGAGGCUAAGUCUCGGGGGGGCCGUGGUCCCCGCUUUGAUUAUCACCGUGGGGUCCCUGAUCCUACCCGAGACUCCCAACUCAAUGAUCGAGCGUGGUCAGAAAGACGAGGCAAGAACAAGGCUCCGUAGAAUCCGUGGUGUUGAUGAUGUCGACGAGGAGUUUAACGACUUGGUGUAUGCUAGUGAAGAGUCUAGGAAAAUUGAACAUCCUUGGAGAAAUUUGUUGCAAAAGAAAUAUAGGCCACAAUUGACCAUGGCUAUAAUGAUCCCUUUCUUCCAACAGUUGACCGGGAUUAAUGUGAUCAUGUUUUAUGCACCGGUUUUGUUUAAAACAAUCGGGUUUAAAAGUGAUGCUUCACUUAUGUCAGCCGUGAUUACGGGUUCCGUAAAUGUUCUAGCAACAUGCGUUUCUAUCUAUGGUGUUGACAAAUGGGGCCGAAGAUUUCUUUUCCUUGAGGGAGGCAUACAAAUGCUUAUCUGCCAGGUCGCGGUUGCAAUAUUCAUAGGAAUCAAAUUUGGAGUAAAUGGUGUGGCUGAUGAUUUGCCCAAAUGGUAUGCGAUACUGGUUGUGCUAUUCAUAUGCAUAUACGUUGCUGGAUUUGCGUGGUCAUGGGGACCCUUAGGGUGGCUCGUGCCUAGUGAAAUUUUCCCUCUGGAGAUCCGAUCAGCUGCCCAGAGUCUUAAUGUUUCCGUUAACAUGAUUUUCACAUUUAUAAUUGCUCAAAUCUUCUUGACAAUGCUCUGUCAUCUCAAAUUUGGGCUUUUCCUCUUCUUUGCCUUUUGGGUCGUCGUGAUGACAAUCUUUGUGUACGUGUUCUUGCCCGAAACAAAGAACAUCCCAAUCGAAGAAAUGGUUAUCGUGUGGAAGCAGCAUUGGUUCUGGUCAAGAUUCAUGGGGGAUGUCGAUUACCAUAGUGGAUUUGAACUAAGCAAAGGAGGCGAUGCGGUUAAGAAAGUAUAAUCGAUCGCUACUAAAACCUAUAUCUUUUUCAUGUUUUAGGAGGAACUUUGAUUUUAUCCAUUAAUUAAUAGUGUUGCGUCUUAAGGUAUCACUCUAGAAGAGAGUUUUAUUUUCAUGUUAAAGUAUAUAUAUAUAAGCUCGUUUAUGGUGUCAAAAAGGGUGAACAUAUAUGUAAUUCGAUUUUUGAAUAUUGUUUUCAAAGAUUCAUGGUAACAACCCCUUUAAGAUA
Molecule: messenger RNA, 1937 nt
Organism: Erigeron canadensis
Lineage: Eukaryota; Viridiplantae; Streptophyta; Magnoliopsida; Asterales; Asteraceae
Product: sugar carrier protein C-like
Exons: 4
Coding region: 143-1708 (521 amino acids)
Biological process (GO): monosaccharide transmembrane transport
Cellular component (GO): membrane
Molecular function (GO): monosaccharide transmembrane transporter activity
Source: RefSeq, a predicted model, not a curated record